AAUGAUGCUCUCGGCGGCGGCGGCGGCGGCGGCGGCGGCGGCUGCGGCAGAGAGUUGGAGCCCCGGUGAUGAACGGCAGUAAUUUUCCUGCCUUUUAAGUGGGAUUGAAAAUAGGGACUCUGGUGGGUCCGAGUUAAUGUGUCUAAUGGUGAAAUGAAGCUGGUUGUCUGGGAGAAAGCCUAGGAGGGACACUGCCUGGGCAGCAGCGGCCAGAGUUUGCAGAGGCGCUGGAGGAGCUCAGCAAAGAGGGUGUAAUUGUAGGAAUGCGGCUUAUUGUAUUGAAAUGAGCCCGGGGCUCCACUAGGCACGUCUGCCAGGCGUCGCCGACUUGCUGGUUUACACUUUUCCCCACGGAGGUAAUCGGGUGUAAUUGCCGACUCUCGCGCCCCGACACGCGUGGGGACGGCGUCCCUCUUCUCCGGGCCUUGACUGGUGUGGGAAAGGCUUGUGUUACUACUUUUCAAUGCGCUUUCGGAGAAGUUGCUCCGAGUGUUUUUAUUCUUGGUAAGGAGGAAAGUUCUCGAUGAAAAAGAGAGCUGAGAGGCAGAGCUCAGUCUGCGGAGACUGGCUUUCAAAGGCACUUUCUCGAACCUGUUGGAGGCUUCCGGCAGUCAGGAGGGAGCUCAUGAUCAUUGGUCCCUUGAUUUCCAAGAACGUUCUUGGAGGUGGCCUUUUGUUUAUGUGCCCGGGUUCUCCCGAGGGAAGAGCCGCGGGGAGUGUGGUCAUCAGUACUCUCGAGCUGCUUAUCCUUGGGCCUUGGAGUGCUGGGAGAGAGGUUACAGGGUUCGGUUCAGCCAUUCCUUCGCUAUUCCAAUUCCGGAGCUCCUUUCCCAACAAUCGGGAAAUGUUUCUCACAGAACCAAGUUAGAGAAAGAAAAGCUGCCCAACGCGCAUACUGAAUACAAUGAAUGAAAUUACUUUAUUGGAGUUGUUUUAACGCAGCAAGAUACGCAUUAACGUGAACGCCAAAGACUGCCCGGGCCACCACUCCCUCCACAGGCGCCCCCAGCCCCCCCCCCCCAAUCCUGGACCCAGCGCUGGCUCACAGAAAUUCUCCCCCGGGGUUUGUCUCAGCUCCCUCGGUCUUUCUGAGAAUCUCUGUCUUUCCCUUUCUGCCGGUCUCUUCUCCACCUCUCUUGCCCCCGCCCAACCUCCGCCCCCGCUCCCCAUUGGAAACUCCGCGGAGGAGCCCGGGUCACAAUGGUGUGUUUCACGGUUUCCUCCACACACUUCACCACGGGGAGAGGAACACGGGGGUGUUCCCUUCGUCUGCCCCGGAGAAAGAAAGGGGCUUUGACAGAGGUAGUUAUUUCUUCCUAAUUUACAACCCCGAGGCUCUGUACUCCCGGCCCCAGCGGCCACGAGCCUGAGCGACAGAACGUGUUUCCAGGCGCAGAGGCUUUACCUAGAGCCCACUGCGGGAGAGCGCAGCCCGACAAGCCCGGGCGCUGAGCCUGGACCCUCAACAGAGCGGGCCAGCACAGCGGCGGCGGCUGCUUCGCCUAUCCCGACGUCCCCGCCUCCUACACUCUCAGCCUCCGCUGGAGAGACCCCCAGCCCCACCAUUCAGCGCGCAAGAUACCCUCCAGAUAUGCCCUGCGUGCAAGCCCAAUAUAGCCCUUCGCCUCCGGGGUCCACUUAUGCCACGCAGACUUAUGGCUCGGAAUACACCACAGAAAUCAUGAACCCCGACUAUGCCAAGCUGACCAUGGACCUCGGUAGCACGGGGAUCAUGGCCACGGCCACGACGUCCCUGCCCAGCUUCAGUACCUUCAUGGAGGGCUACCCCAGCAGCUGCGAACUCAAGCCCUCCUGCCUGUACCAAAUGCCGCCUUCUGGGCCUCGGCCUUUGAUCAAGAUGGAAGAGGGUCGCGAGCAUGGCUACCACCACCACCACCACCAUCACCAUCAUCAUCACCACCACCACCAGCAGCAGCAGCCGUCCAUUCCUCCUCCCUCUGGCCCCGAGGACGAGGUACUGCCCAGCACCUCCAUGUACUUCAAGCAGUCUCCGCCGUCUACGCCGACCACUCCAGGCUUCCCCCCGCAGGCGGGGGCGCUGUGGGACGACGAGCUGCCCUCUGCGCCUGGCUGCAUCGCUCCGGGACCGCUGCUGGACCCGCAGAUGAAGGCAGUGCCCCCAAUGGCCGCUGCUGCGCGCUUCCCGAUCUUCUUCAAGCCCUCACCGCCACACCCUCCCGCGCCCAGCCCAGCCGGCGGCCACCACCUGGGCUAUGACCCCACGGCCGCAGCUGCGCUCAGUCUACCCCUGGGAGCCGCGGCCGCCGCGGGCAGCCAAGCUGCUGCGCUCGAGGGCCAUCCGUACGGGCUCCCGCUGGCCAAGAGGACGGCCACGUUGACCUUCCCUCCGCUGGGCCUCACAGCGUCCCCUACCGCGUCCAGCCUGCUGGGAGAGAGCCCCAGCCUACCAUCGCCACCCAAUAGGAGCUCAUCAUCCGGCGAGGGCACGUGUGCUGUGUGCGGGGACAAUGCUGCCUGCCAGCACUACGGAGUCCGCACCUGCGAGGGCUGCAAGGGCUUCUUCAAGAGAACGGUGCAGAAAAACGCAAAAUAUGUUUGCUUGGCAAAUAAAAACUGCCCGGUAGACAAGAGACGUCGAAAUCGAUGUCAGUACUGCAGGUUUCAGAAGUGUCUCAGUGUCGGGAUGGUGAAGGAAGUUGUGCGUACAGAUAGUCUGAAAGGGAGGAGAGGUCGUCUGCCUUCCAAACCAAAGAGCCCACUACAACAGGAGCCCUCGCAGCCCUCCCCACCAUCUCCUCCGAUCUGUAUGAUGAACGCCCUUGUCCGAGCUUUAACAGACGCAACGCCCAGAGACCUUGAUUACUCCAGAUACUGUCCCACCGACCAGGCCACUGCGGGCACAGACGCUGAGCACGUGCAGCAGUUCUACAACCUUCUGACGGCCUCCAUCGACGUGUCCAGAAGCUGGGCAGAAAAGAUCCCCGGAUUCACUGAUCUCCCCAAAGAAGAUCAGACGUUACUUAUAGAAUCAGCCUUUUUGGAGCUGUUCGUUCUUAGACUUUCUAUCAGGUCAAACACUGCUGAAGAUAAGUUUGUGUUCUGCAAUGGACUUGUCCUGCACCGACUUCAGUGCCUUCGCGGAUUUGGGGAGUGGCUCGACUCCAUUAAAGACUUUUCUUUAAAUUUGCAGAGCCUGAACCUUGAUAUCCAAGCCUUAGCCUGCCUGUCAGCACUGAGUAUGAUCACAGAGCGACAUGGGUUAAAAGAACCAAAGAGAGUGGAGGAGCUAUGCAACAAGAUCACAAGCAGCUUAAAGGACCACCAGAGGAAGGGACAGGCUCUGGAGCCCUCAGAGCCCAAGGUCCUGCGCGCACUGGUGGAACUGAGGAAGAUCUGCACCCAGGGCCUCCAGCGCAUCUUCUACCUGAAGCUGGAGGACUUGGUGUCCCCACCUUCUGUCAUCGACAAGCUCUUCCUUGAUACCCUGCCUUUCUGAGCAGGGGAAGCCUGAGCAGAGAGCUACUUGCUCUGCUGGCACUGGUCAUUAAGUGAGCAAAAGGAUGGGUUUGAACACCUGCCCCUCUAUCCUUCCUCCAGGGGAAAAAGCAGCUCCCAUAGAAAGCAAAGACUUUUUUUUUUUUCCUGGCACCUUUCCUUACAACCUAAAGCCAGAAACCUUGCAGAGUAUUGUGUUGGGGUUGUGUUUUAUAUUUAGGCUUUGGUGGGUGGGCUGGGAGGGGGUAAAAUAGUUCAUGAGGCUUUUCUAAGAAAUUGCUGACGAAGCACUUUUGGAUGAUGCUAUCCCAGCAGUGGGGUGGGGAGAAAGGAUAAUAUAACUGUUUUAAAAACUCUUUCCGGGGGAAUAUGACUAUGGUUGCUUUGUAUUUAAAAAUAAGAACAGCCAAGGGCUGUUUACCAGGGUAGGGCUGUGUCUUAAGACUGAUCCCUUUAGUAUGUACUUCCCGGAUCGAGGCACAUAAGUGGUGCAAAUGAGGCGGGGAAAUUCUUCAUUUCUUCAUUUCUUUCUUCUUCUUAAAAUAAAAUGGCAAAAAAAAAAAGAUGGAAGAUUAUCUACAAAUCAGACUUAGCAAAAUGAUAAUGGCUAUUCGCUUCCACAUACAAGUGCAAUUUUUUAGAGUGCUGUCUUACUAAGUCUUGUUUGUGAACUCUCCCUCAUUUUAUAUGAAAAUAAGAAGGAGGCAGUCAUGUUAUCAAACGGCGUGCUCAUUUUCCUAGCUCACCCUUGGUCCACCUGCCCUGUAGAACCCUUCGGAGGUAUGGCCCUUCUAAGACUUUCAGGCCACUCUUGAUGGAAUUCGACACCCCUCCCCCCAACCCAUGACUAUCCAGAUGUCCUGAAGGGGGAUCAGGUUAUAAAAUGGAUUGCAUAUGACUGUGUUCGCUGUGUGUUUGUCAACCUGGACAGAGUUCUCUAAACCUUCUUUAGUUGUAGCAAGUUCCUGAUUCCUCCAUUCAGAAGCCCAAGGAGCAUUGGGUGACUCGAUCAAGGGUUAACCCUAGGAGAACAUGCAAAUAAGUAGGAACUGGGUCAGACAGGGUAAGCACCAGAGAUGAUAAGGAUUUAUAUAUAAAUAUAUAUAAAAUUAAUUUUUGUUAUUGGUUAUAGACAAUUUUGGAAAGCAAGAGAAUCAUCUCUUUUUUUUUUUAAAGAGGAAAAGAUAGUAUUGAUGUAUUAGCAAAGAUUAGUGGGUUACGGUUCAACAUUCCGUGUUUGUGCCCCCUUUUCUAUGUUUCUACUGUUGAUGGCAUAUUAUUAUGAAAUGAUUCGUUGCAUAGUGUCCUUAUUUGUAUGAACAUUUGUAUGCACGUUCUAUUGUAAUCGCUUUGCCUGUAUUUAUUGCAAGACCACCAGCUCCUGGAGGCUGAGUUACAGAAUAAUCAAAUGGGGUGUUCGUGGUGACUUGGAUACACCGGUUAGAAAUUAAAUAAGCAUAUAUAUAUAUAAAAACAUAGCAGGUUACAUAUAUAUUUAUAAUGUGUCUUUUUAUUAACCAUUUGUACAAUAAAUGUCACUUCCCACGCAGUUAUUUUAUCCUUUGUUUGCAGUGACCUUUAAGGCAGCACUGUUUAGCACUUUGAUAUGAAAUUUUUGCUUAUGUUUUGCUAAAUUCAAAUAACGUUUGAAGAUUUUUAGGUCUAAAAGUCUUUAUAUUAUAUACUCUGUAUCAAGUCAAGAUACCUUUGGCCGUUUUGCUAAGACUCAAACUUUGAAUGUCAAACCAAUGUCACGGUAGCUUCUGUUAGCUUUUAAUCAUUUUUGCUUUAGUCUUUUUUUUUAAAAAAAGAAAAAGAAAAAAAACAAACUAUACUGUUUAUAUUGUCAUUAAAUUAUACAAUCAAACAAAUGCCAAAUGACUUGCCUAAUUGCUGCAAAGUAUAACCCGGAUAGCGAAUCAUGUCCUCUCCCUUUCUUCGCAACUCACUUGGAUAUUUGAUCUUGUAUUUUGUUUGUGUAAGAUUUUAUGAGAUAUAUUACCUUCCUAUCACAAUGACAGGACCUGAAAUGUUAAGAUUUCUGAACCUCAGACUUGGAAGGGUGCCUGCCUCACCAGAUCUGAUCAGAUCUCCUGAAAUUCCCAAAGGAGGAAACUGGGGGCCACUGCAGGGCAAACAGGUAGCAACAGAAUUAAGACUCAGACUUAAUUGGCCUUUCCUUAGUCUCUCCCACAUCUUACUUUCAAAAAAUAGACUUUUGAACAUAGUCACUCAUACUAACGUUCUUCCUGCAGACGGCCUUGAAUAAAGCAGUACUUUGGCAUUAAUUUAUCGAGCUUACAUGCAAACCUAAUAAACAUUAUUAAAUAUCAGGAAAGCUAACAUUUCACACGAGAUCGCUUCAGACCAAAUUCAAUUUGAAUUUGAAUAAAUUAGAAGUACUGUGCAUACAUAACCUUCUUGUGCACCUUGAGUAUUGGAAAGUUAAUCCUUGGUUUUUUGUUUUGUUUUGUUUUGUUUUUUUGUCCUGUCUGAAAGGCAAAGCAAAACAGCAGCACGGUGCUCUGGGAAAUGCUGUUCCCCUUCUGUCCUCACACCCACAGACUGAAGGGAAAAGACUGUCUGAGCAUCUAUCUGCUGGUUUGAAGAAUGAUGAGGCUGUUUUAGUUAAGGGCCAGACACUAGUGCUGAAAGGAAAGACUACAGCCAGUGUCCUUCUGUCUUCCAUAGUUAUCACAACUAUGAGAGCCUCUUAGGUCACAAUUUUUAAAUGUUGACACCCAAGUGUACACGGAGUAGACCGGCACACUAGCUCUGCAGAGGACAAGCAUUAAAGCAGGUGAUUCCUCCCCCUGAAGGGAGGGCUCUUUCAGUGUGAACCUGUCCUCAGUGGGGGUGGGCGGGAAACAGGAAUCCACUUGCUGUUCUUGGAGAGUGCCUUGCUUUUGUUUCAAAUGGCCAAGUCUCCCAAGUCCUUCUCCUCUAACGGCAUUGCUUUUAGUAAGUGUGUGUUAACCUGUGGUUUGAAAGAAAUGCUCUUGUACAUUAACAAUGUAAAUUUAAAUGAUUAAAUUAAAUUACAUUUUACCAAUGGC
This is a messenger RNA of Rattus norvegicus (Norway rat), 6533 nucleotides long. The record is from RefSeq and is a predicted model, not a curated record. NCBI's taxonomy places the organism in Eukaryota, Metazoa, Chordata, Mammalia, Rodentia, Muridae.